AUGUUUGUCCCACCAGCAGUGCACCAACCUGUGGAGUGUGGAGAGCGCGUGCGUGCCCAGCAAGUGCCUCCCAAGCGUGCCUUUCGAUCAACCUACUGUACUGUCCGACGCAGGACUGCUUGUGUGGCUUUGAUUGCCUACUUUGUUCUUGCCUACCUGCCUUGCCUACCUGCUUUACCUAGUCGUACGAAAUACUGCAGAAGUACUUACCGACAGUCUAUUGACUCGCAUCUUCAAUGGUUCACUUUGGCCAGUUCUCUCCAUCGGCGUCCCAAGAGAGCAUUCGUCUGGCACUCCGCACCAAUCUGUCGCCUCCUGUGUUUGGCUGCCUUGGAUUUGUAUGGGGGUGACGACUCUGACCGGAUGGCCUGCGGUGAGGGUGAUGUCUCGCCCGCCGUCCUCUCCUCUGACAUGACGACGGUUUGGAGUGUGGGUCCCUUCUCGUGGCCAUUGACCAAUGGCAGAUGGUGGUGGGCAGUUGGGCCGUGA
Glarea lozoyensis ATCC 20868 is the source of this 489-nucleotide messenger RNA. RefSeq lists its product as uncharacterized. Lineage: Eukaryota; Fungi; Ascomycota; Leotiomycetes; Helotiales; Helotiaceae. The transcript has a single exon. The coding region runs from base 1 to 489 and encodes 162 amino acids. The record is from RefSeq and is a predicted model, not a curated record.